UCUUACUUUGUCAGGAAUGAAGAGGCAGCUCAAUUCUGACUCAUCCCAAGAUGGCGCCCCUGUGAGGUUUAUCCUCCUGGAAGUCCCGGUGAGCAGCGGCCACCUCCUGCCCUGCCAGGUGAAUGUCACCUGGACGGUGACGCCCUACCGCCUCAGCGCUCACCUCACUCCCAGGUACCCCUGGACAUCCCCGAGCCGGUUCAGCGCCAGCAACUCAUGCCUGCUGACCGCCCCUCGGCCCCCACCUCCGCCGACCAUCGUUCGGCCCCCGGCCCCCGUUCCCUACCCUUUGUUUUUUACCUGGAGUUCUGACGAGGUGGAUAUCUGCGAUAAGUUCCUGCUGGGGUCAUGCCCGCUGGCGACCACGUGCAAGAUGCACCACACACCGCUGCCCUUCCACUGGCAACUGUAUAGCGUCGAGUCGCGACGCUGGGUGGACGUCAAGCCCAGCGCGCAGCUGCUUCUGGAGCGCAUGUACUGCAACGUGAAACAUGAGAAGGUCACGCUCAAGGAAGGGGAUGCCGUCUUCACACUGAGCCUGGAUGACAUGCAGAUACUCGACACUUUCAAGUACAGCGGCGCCAGGCGACUGAGCAACUCGGACAGUCGGCUCCAGAAUCCGCACUUCCCUUGCGAAUGGUCCGUCUACUGGUGGAGGAGCAACAACGGAUGGGAGGAGUACCCGAAGGGGGUGUCCGCACUGCUCCUGGAGAAGAUGGCCAUCAAGGAGGUGGAGUGCUGCAUCACGGUGCGCUUGCAAGAGUACAGGGUGGACUUCACUACCAUGACGCAGACCAACUUAGACUCUGGCUUGAGUGGCGACAUCCGCUGUCGACCAGUAUACCGCCCGCCCGAGUCCCUAUUCCCUCACCUCAAGACACGGGUCCCCACGUUGCCCGUCCAGUAUCCUUACCAACCCAACUUCAACGUAGACCCUUUGGAGGACUUUGCCACAUGGUACCCCCCCGUCUGGUGUCUGGCCUCGGAGCAGGACUCCGAUGUGGUCGACGUUCCAAUCGGCACGCGAGCCUUCCUGACGGUCCAAAAAUUCUUCUACAAGAGCCUGUCUGAGAGCAAGGUGGAGAUCGUCGCCAUCCAGCAGGUCCAGAACUUCCUUCAUUGGGACAAGUACCAAAGGCAAAAGGCGUACAUGCAGAAGAAGCACGCCGGCUCCAACGAGCUUCUGGAGCGUCACCUUUUCCACGGGACCGACCAAGAUGCAGCCGGGCACAUCUGUCGCAACAACUUUGACCCGCGCGUGGCGGGGAUCAACGGAAAGCGCCUGGGUUUCGGCUGCUACUUCGCCACCUCGGCCAGCGUGGCCCACGAUUACACCGACGAGAUAUCCUAUAGCUUGCGCCACACCUUCCUGGCCAAAGUCCUGGUGGGGAAGGUGACCCGCGGGCAUUCCCACUACCGGCGCCCGCCCUGUUGCAACACGGGGCGCGGCUUCUACGACGCCUGCGUCGACUCCGUGGACGAUCCCAAAGAUUUUGCCGUGUUCGACAGCUGCCAGUGUUACCCGUACUACCUGAUCAAGUACAAAGAGCUGGAUGGCGUCAUCGAGAUCUGAGGGGCCGUCAAAUCUCUGUGAGUGUUGCGUUCUCUUAAGACGGUUUGAAAAUCAUGGAGAGGUUUAAAA
Hippocampus zosterae (dwarf seahorse) is the source of this 1642-nucleotide messenger RNA. RefSeq names its product protein mono-ADP-ribosyltransferase TIPARP-like. NCBI's taxonomy places the organism in Eukaryota, Metazoa, Chordata, Actinopteri, Syngnathiformes, Syngnathidae. The coding region runs from base 17 to 1573 and encodes 518 amino acids. The transcript has 5 exons. Gene Ontology annotation, molecular function: metal ion binding; NAD+ poly-ADP-ribosyltransferase activity. The record is from RefSeq and is a predicted model, not a curated record.